CACACAUUUAUCCCUUCGGUAUUAUACAAGACGCCCUGCCAGCCUUGAAACAUCCUACAAAAGGCAAAGCGAAGUAUUCGUCGAUUUUAAUACCCUAAUCACUCAAACGUCCGCAAAAAUGCCCGUCUUUCAAGAAACCUCCUACAAUGAUCGCGACCUUCGAGUAAAUCCAACAAAGGAACCGCCUUUGCCAAGGUUGACUUCACGACCACCAUUAGCCACCGGUGGUGAAGAUGAAAAGUAUGAAGUUAUCAUAAUUGGUGCCGGUCCUGCGGGAAUGAUGUGCACAUUGAUGCUCGCUCGUUACGGGCUUGGAGAUACCAUUGUAUGCUUUGAUGCCAAACCUGAAACGCUGAAAGCUGGCCAGGCUGAUGGUCUUCAGCCUCGCACGUUGGAAGUACUGAAAAGCCUGGACGUUGUUGAUGAGAUCCUCAACCAUGGAUGCCAUAUGUCUGAGGUCGCUUUUUGGAACCCCAAAAGAAACACAUCGCCUCAUGAUGCUCCCGGAAUUGAGCGUACAUCUUUUGCACCCGACGUGGCGGUGGCAGCGAGAUAUAAGCAUGAGGUUACCAUACACCAGGGCCGGAUCGAACGAAUCCUCGAAAGCAAUCUCAACCACUAUGCACCGGACUGCAUUCAUAGAAACGCCCGAUUCAUAGAUUUUCAGAUGGACGAAGUAGGCGAUACUGAGUUUCCUGUCAAGGUGGAGAUCGAGCUUGAAGAUGUUGUUGGUGCCAAGACACGCAAGACUGCACGCGCCAAAUAUCUCGUUGGUGCUGACGGUGCACAUUCCGUAGUUCGACGGCGGAUGGGGCUAGAUCUUGUUGGUGAAACAACGGACCACAUCUGGGGUGUUGUUGACUUCGUGGUGGAGACAGAUUUCCCAGAUAUACGGAAGCGCUGCGCUAUUCACUCCGAUGCUGGUUCUGUCAUGAUCAUACCUCGUGAGCGUAUUCAAGGUGGGGAAUAUUUGACACGUCUCUAUGUACAGACAACAGAAGAAGUCUCUGUUGAAUCCUUAGACCAAAAUGUCGAGGGAGAAAAGCAAAUGUCAAAAAUGCGGAGAGGCAGGAUCACUCUUGAUUCUAUUCUGAGACAAGCUCAGCGUGUCUUUGAGCCCUAUGAAAUAGGUGUCAAGGAUGGAACUCAGGUUGAUUGGUGGGCUGCAUAUCAGAUUGGACAGCGCAUGACAUCCAAGUUCUCUCUCAAGGAUAGCAACGGUCAACCAAGAAUAUUUAUCGUCGGAGACGCUUGCCAUACGCAUAGCCCAAAGGCUGGCCAAGGUAUGAACGUUUCCAUGAUGGAUUCGUACAACCUUUCCUGGAAGUUGGCCCAUGAAAUUCAUGGGCUAAGUCCCAAAACAGCUGGCCCAACCAUCCUCUCCACAUAUGAGGACGAGCGAUUCGAGAUUGCAAAAAUGCUUAUAGAGUUUGACACCAAGUUCUCAUCCAUGUUUUCAGGAAAAGUUAACUCGGAUAAAAACGUCGAGGGACUGACGCAUGAUCAAUUUCUAAAGGUCUUCAGAGACGGUAAUGGCUUUACCAGUGGGUGUGGCAUUGAGUACUCGCCGGGAAUUCUUGUUCAGCACCCUGCUCCUGAAGAUUGCCCAAUCCAUGGGGACAACUAUCUCAAUGGGGUCUUGAGACCCGGCCGACGGUUACUAGAUUCAGUGGUAUUGCGAUAUGCAGACGCUAACAGGCGACACUUGCAAGAUGAUUUUCCUUCCAAUGGGCGAUUUAGAAUUCUUUUAUUCACAACAUUCGAUCUUUGUGAGAAAGACGGCAGUUCAUCUCAGGCUGUAAAUUGGAUUUGUCAAGAUUUAAUGCCCGUGUUCCCAUCCUCCACUAUCGAACUAGUCGUGCUCCAUCCUUUCUCAGAAAGGAAGUUUGAAUGGGGGGAUAUCCAGCCAUCGAUCAAGAAGUAUGCGGAAAUGAAAUUCCACGGUCCAGCGGAUGAAGGGCUAUACGCAACGUACGGAGUUAAUGAUCGUGUGGGUGCCGCUGCUGUCAUUCGGCCAGACGGCUAUGUUGGCAUAGUCACAUCUCUUCAAGGGAUUUCUCAGAUGGAAGAAUACUUGAUUCGUUGCUUAGUUAAAGUUGAACGUGAUCAACUGUCUCCUCGUGUAUGAAUAAAACAAUUAAUACGUUG
Molecule: messenger RNA, 2148 nt
Organism: Trichoderma harzianum CBS 226.95
Lineage: Eukaryota; Fungi; Ascomycota; Sordariomycetes; Hypocreales; Hypocreaceae
Exons: 4
Coding region: 119-2128 (669 amino acids)
Molecular function (GO): FAD binding
Source: RefSeq, a predicted model, not a curated record